GUUCAUUUGAGUUCCUUGGAGUAGCAAGCACUGACGAACUCUGCGGGGCCUUCUCUUUUCAACAAAAUGGCUCCGAAGCCUAAACCGACGGAAAAAGCAGGCAAGCCUGCCGAGAAGAAGGCGGCGGAGAAGAAAGCGGAGAAGAAGCCUGCCACGGCUGCCUCUGCUUCAAAAGUAACCAAACCUGCGGCGAAACCAGCUGCGACAAAGAAGCCGGCAACUGCUAAACCUGCAGCUAAAGCAGCUGCAGCAGCAGCAAAAUCGGCUGUCAAAACUGCACCGAAAGUAGCUGCAAAACCAGUAUCCACUAAGACAAAGAAGCUGGUGCAGGCUAUGAAAAAAGCCGUUAAAGCUUCUAAAACUCCAGCGAAACCUGUGCAGAAAGCUCUUAAGGCCCAGAAGAAGAUUCUUAAAGGUGUCCAUGGCUCCCGCGUCAGAAAAAUACGAACGUCGGUUCACUUCCACAGGCCAAAAACAUUUAUGCCUCCAAGGAAUCCAAAAUAUCCCCGAACCUCUGUACCCAAGAGGAACCGCAUGGAUGCAGUUAAUAUUAUUAAAUAUCCAUUAACAACUGAAGCUGCAAUGAAAAAAAUCGAGGACAACAACACUCUUGUGUUUAUUGUUCAUACGCGCGCAAAUAAAUAUCAUAUUAAAGGAUCGGUGAAGAAGCUAUACGAAAUUGAUGUUGCUAAAGUGAAUACUUUGAUCAGGCCUGAUGGUAAGAAGAAAGCGUAUGUCCGUCUAGCACGUGAUUACGAUGCGCUUGAUGUUGCUAAUAAAAUCGGCAUCAUCUAAUAGUUUAAUUUCUUUUCCAUUAUAAAAAAUAAAAUACCUGCAUCGAUUGUACAAUCAUUGAAGGGGAUUCUUCAAUGUA
This is a messenger RNA of Orussus abietinus, 874 nucleotides long. RefSeq names its product 60S ribosomal protein L23a (gene RpL23A). The transcript has 4 exons. The coding region runs from base 67 to 795 and encodes 242 amino acids. The record is from RefSeq and is a predicted model, not a curated record. Gene Ontology annotation, cellular component: cytosolic large ribosomal subunit; ribosome. NCBI's taxonomy places the organism in Eukaryota, Metazoa, Arthropoda, Insecta, Hymenoptera, Orussidae. Gene Ontology annotation, molecular function: structural constituent of ribosome; rRNA binding. Gene Ontology annotation, biological process: translation; ribosomal large subunit assembly.